This is a messenger RNA of Lates calcarifer (barramundi perch), 4207 nucleotides long. RefSeq names its product serine/arginine repetitive matrix 3 (gene srrm3). Gene Ontology annotation, molecular function: mRNA binding. The coding region runs from base 343 to 2301 and encodes 652 amino acids. The record is from RefSeq and is a predicted model, not a curated record. The transcript is spliced from 14 exons. Lineage: Eukaryota; Metazoa; Chordata; Actinopteri; Centropomidae.
CAACACGCUAGGUGACGCUCUCCCAGUGCUCUUGACCAUGUCACUCUGUACUGCAGAUGCUCCUCCGGACCGACGGAGGGCGCUGUGCCGCAGGCCGGGCCGCAGAAGCGCAAUGAGGGCUUUUUUUUGUUCCCAGAGAUUUUCGGUGCGCUGUCCACUUCAGCACCACAAGCCGAGCAGAGGCAGCGGGCUAGCUAACCCCGAGGAGGAGCGACUGAAGACACGGCUCAACAUCAGCACCAGCAUCGACACGAGCCCCAAAUACUGAAAACUACCCACCGAUAUCCACCAGAAACGCCCAAACCAACGAGGCAAAGGACUGCAGAAAAGAGUUCAGUAAUCAUGUACGAUGCAGCGAGGGUGCCGUCUCCUAAAGAUGGUGCAAAUGGGGUGGCCCAGCCGGUCGUCCCUGGAGCAGGAGCGGGAACAGCUGCAGGAUCAGGAGCACCCACACCGACUACAGUCAUACAAGCUAAAACUGAGGAGGGACAGCCAGGUACGGAGGAGGAGGAGGAGGAGGAGCCCAAAGCAGAGCCUGUCCUGGUGAAGAAGCCACACAGAGAGAUUCUGGACCAUGAGAGGAAAAGGAGGGUAGAGCUCAAAUGUAUGGAGCUCCAGGAGAUGAUGGAGGAGCAGGGGUACACGGAAGAGGAGAUUCGACAGAAAGUGAGCACAUUCAGACAGAUGCUGAUGGACAAAGAGGGUGUCAUCACCAGAGAAGGCUCAAACACACAACCAGUGGUCAACCACCUGCACUAUCAGCCUGAUGAGUAUGAGGGGGACCCUGAAUUGGCUGGCUAUGAAGAUGGAGACUAUGACCAUGAUUACCACAGUGACAACAGAGUGAAGAGGAAAUCAAGCAGCUCUCUAUCCCCUCGUCCAAAGAAAAGGAAGAAGAAGAAAUCUGGCCGCAGAAGGAGCCGGUUUGGCAGCUCCUCACCCACGCGCAGAGAGAAGAAGAAAAAGAGUGGGAAGAAACACAAGCGAGACAGGUCUGCAUCUGGCUCCAGGAAAAAGAGGAGAUACAGAUCGGGCAGCCCAAAGAACAAACACAAAGACAAGAAUAAACAGAAAAAGAGGUCCCCUGGUGAGACCCCUGGUAGGAGUUCGCAGCGUCAAGGCAGCUGCUGUAGCUCCCGUAGCGCCUCCCUGUCCUCCACUCGGAGCACCUCCAAAUCCCCUGCCAGACUGGACUGCAAGCACAAGACGGACGGACAAAAGGCAUCCAGCACCUCGCUGUCCCCAGGCCCCAACAGUCCCACCGCGUGGCACAAUGGGGACCACACCCAGCGAAGCCGCAACGGCAAGGCCAGCAGACUCAACCACACCGAGGGCGAGAAAGGGCACGAUAAGCUCCGUCUGCUGACCGCUAGCUCUGCAAGAAUCCAGUCCACUCUCCUGAGAGAGCACAACCUCCACAGCCUCCCCAGCAGGAGCCAAACAGGACCGGUGUGCGCGGCAGGAGAGGCUGGGAGUGUGGACGGCAGGAACACGGCCAUUGGGACCUCUGCAAUCCAGACACCAGGGAGAGGGAGAGGGAGCCAGAGAGGCCAGAAUAAGAGCUCCCACUCCCCUGCUCACAGCAGCGACUCAGCCCACUCCCAGCACAACCACACUCACAGAGGGAGGAACUCUCGUCACCAGAGAAAGGCAAAAAGUGGCCACUCUUCCAAGCGUCACCACCGCUCCAGUCGGGGCCAGGCACACCAUCGGAGCCCGUCAGCAUCUCCGGGGCGACACUCACACACGUCGGGCAGGAAGAAAGAGGAGUGUCGGAGCAAAACCAACCUCCGACAGCGCAGCAGCUCCUGGAGCAGCGGACGUUCAUCUUCACACUCUGCAUCCAGAGACAGAGGCCCCAGCAAGGCCAAGUCCCCACACAACAGACAGAACAACUCCAGAGAGAGGGACAGCCCUAACCGCUCUGACACAGACAGCCGAGCUCGCCGCCGCUCACGCAGCUACUCACCCAUUCGCAAAAGGAGAAGAGAUUCACCCAGCUUCAUGGAGGCCCGCAGGAUCACCAGCGCUCGGAAGCGGCCGAUCCCGUACUACCGGCCCAGUCCCUCCUCUUCCAGCUACGACAGCAGCCCGUCGCGGUCCAGUCGCAGCCGCAGUCGCAGUUACAGCAGCUACAGCCGCAGCAGAAGCCACAGCCGGAGCCACAGCCGGAGUCGGAGCCGCAGCCGGAGCUGGAGCCGGAGCCGCAGUCAGAGCCGGAGCUGGAGCCGCAGCAGGAGCCGCUCCCGCAGUCACCACAGCUACUACAGCCGCAGCAGCUACGACAGCCCGGGCUUCUGAAUGACCAGCACAGGAGGGGAAAACAAAAACAAACAGACGAGAAGUCCUGUUAAACUGACUGUGCUCCGGUUCAGUUCCAAUGUAUCUUUAACACGCCCACACUGCUGUACAGCCCAGGGCUCAAACACCUCGACCCACGACCAUUAUCCCUCUCUAAUACAGAGCCUGGAUCAAAGAGGGGAAAUGUAUUUUGAUAGAGCACAUUACUAUGAAAUUGGGUGUCACUGUUCAUGUCUUCACAUAUCCAAGGUAUUCAAGGAAAUGGGUUACCACUUGUCAAAAUUUGAUUUGGUAGAGCCCAAAGAACAAGUCUUGCUGUAUGUUAGCACUUUUUUUCUCUUCUUCCACAAAACAACCAAAAAUUAAUCAUUAAAAAACUAUAUACUAUUUAAAUAUAUAUAUAUAUAUAUAUAUAUAUAUAUAUAUAUAUAUAUAUAUAUAGCUAGCCUAAAAAUAGGAGCUGAGUAGAAGAUGAAAAGAAGAACGAACAUCAUUGGCUUACUGUACAUUUCAGAGACUUUUUUUUCCUCAUCAUGUACUCAUCUCCCCAAAGACUUCCAUUUCACCGAAGCACAGAGAUCAACUAAAGUGAGAACAAAAGAAAAGUCGGUGGAUGAAAUAGGAAGAAAAAAAAAAGGAACUUUUUUUAUGAUGAAAAUUGUAUUGUAUAGGUUUGUCUGUAUAGACGUAAACUCCUUUAAGUUCUGGCUUUGUAAACUAUGCACUGUAAAUUCCAUAUAGUCUGAGGAGGUUUGUUUAGCAUGAUGCAUCAGGAGAGACUUGCUGCUCGUAGGAGAGAAUCUUUGUUGAAAUGAGAGAUGCCAGGGUGCAUCUGUGCUCCCUCUGACCUAUACAGUAUGUCAGACACCCGCAUACAGAGGUGAAUGGGAUGGGGAAAAACAUGUAUUAUGUACUUUUACUCUUUUCCCUGUUUAAAUGAUUAUGUUGAUUCUGCUAAUCCUGUUUGAGAGUGUGUGUGAGUGUGUGUGUGUGUGUGUGUGUGCGUGCAUGUGUGUACCUCCUCUGCAAUGACCAGUGAGGUAGUUGUUCAUGUGUAUCCACUGUAGCCUGCGUCUAAGGCUGCUGUAUGGUACUGUACAGGAAAACUGUCUGCAAAAAGUCUCCAUACACACAUUUGUGUUGACCACAGCUAUUUAUGAAUCUACUGUAUUUAUUAGUUUAUUUAUUGGGGUAUUUAUUGUUUAAUUUAUUUAUCAUUCCUCCAUGAGCUGUAAAGCAGUUGGCUCGUGCUUUGAAGAUGAGAUUGCUGCAGAUGUAUCCCUGUGUUUUACAAAACGUCAGUUUCUCAUUGUGGCGGAGAUUAGCCAGCAGUGUGUAGAUUCACUGCUGUGCGUUGAAGGCGCUCUGAUUUUAGCCAGUGGAGCUGAGUCUUCGCCCACAGUUACCCCCACGAUCACCACUAUGGCAUCCCCUGCCUAUUGUAAUGGUUCAUUUUAAUGCAAACCAUUGUGGCUCUGCCUGUACUGAGAAGCAAGGGACCGGCCUGAAGCAGAACCAAAACAUCUCCCUGUGUGGAGAGGACAGUCCAUUAAUUCUUCUCCACUGUAAUGUUUUUGGGUUGCACCGUGUUUCUGAUCGUCCCCUGGUUACCAGCUUCAGACAGAGGAUAUAUGUAACUUUAGCAUAGCAGAGACUCCAGCUUCAGUAGUACGGUAAACUAACUGGCGAAACAAUCAGGGAUCACCCUAAGUCUUCCUUACCGUUCGUCCAGUCUCUUGUCACUCACACAGUGUUGCAUUCCUAGUGUGACUUAACCCAACUAUACUACUCUGCAAACAUGUUAAUUUAUUCAAGUAUAGCAUUGCCCCUUUGGUUCUACAAGUCAUUCUUUGUAAUGUACAAGUUAUUAUACCUGACAAUAAACAGAAACUAAUGGGGAAAAUUA